UACUUUUUUAACCUCGUCACUCUUGCCACACUUUGCAGCAGGUCCUGUUCUGGAUCGGUUUACGCUUCCACACGCAUCCUGGAAUUCAUCGGGAGCGUUUCAGCAGCCGCUCAGGGUCCCCCAAAUGACACGAGGUCGACCCAUGCCCAUGAUCUCCACCUGAGCCAGAGGAGCCCCCUCCUCUCCGCUGACACCUUCCCUUGUGCUGCUGGAUUUACUUUGACGUUCAUAUUUCAGGAGACCGUCCUACAUGAUGCUUUGGGCGUUUGGACUCGCUCUGCUGCUCGCCGUCGCUCCGCAGGCUGCCGUGAUUAAAGAGGGCGAUGGAAGGAUGAACUCGGGGGUGAAGAUGGAGGCCGUUGGCCCGGCGGGACUGGCGCAGCUGCUGAAGAUGCCCGCCCUCACCAAAAGUUCAGGUUUUAAACCAGAGCUACGCCGAUCCAAGAGGUCGGUGUUUUUACACUCUGGAGUGAGAAUCUGCCCCCAGGAGACCAUCAGUGAAGUGAUCGCAAGCCACCAGGCGUACUACCAGCUCAGAGUUUGUCAGGAGGCGGUGUGGGAGGCGUUCAGGAUCUUCUUCGACAGGAUUCCGGGGACGGCCGAGUACCAGCGAUGGGUUCACACGUGUCAGCACGAGUCGCUCUGCAUCUCUGACCUCGCCAAAAACUUCAGCGACUCGGAGGAGCACGUGAGCAUGAUUCAGCGGAGGAUGGACCGGCUGAGAGACAGGAGGCCUUCAUCACGGGGAGCGACGACUCCUGCACCAACACAGAAGCUCCCGGAGAUCACAGGUCCUGAGGCUCAGACCGAUCCCCCGUCAGCGCCCCCAGUGCUCGUCACCAGCACCACUGUCUUCUUCAGUUCCACGAGUGCCUCUCCAAGCUCCACCCCUGAAACGAGCCACCCUGCCAAGGAGCUCAAAGAGGACCCGGAGCUUCCAAACGUCGUCCCAGAUAGUCCGGUGGAGCAGAUCGUGGAGUUCAGUAUCGACCUGGUGGAUCCGGGUUACAGAGAGCUGCUGGAUGACCCGGAUUCCCCUCAGUACAUCGACCUAGCACAACACCUGCAGGACCAGAUGCAGCAUGUCUUUGACAAACUUCCUGGAUUUAGAUCCAUCCAUGUGCUGGGUAUCAGGCCUGGAGGAAUCUCGGUGCACUACUCUCUGGUCUUUGAGGUCAGUUCCCCUCAAAUCACCUCUGAGAUUUCAGAGAAUGCGACUGACACGCCCAAGUCUUCCUCAGCCAACUCUGCACUCAGGGAAAUGGUGACCAAGGCUCUGCGUGAGGAGGCGUCCCUUCCAGUCGACCUGGAUUCAAUUAACUUUGAACCAGAAAAGAUCCUCCUACCAGCAUUGAGAGCCACUGCUUCAGUUGGAGUAAUGAAUCAGUCCAGCGAGCCUGAUUCACACAACGAGUUGGAAAUUUCCACUGUGGAGCCAGAGUUUGACAAACUCUGGCCGGCAGUUUCCCUCACCCCCAUGGAGAAGGAAAAUACCCUGGAGAUCCUGCUUGACCCAACAGCAGUCCCAGAUGAGGAUGCGACAGCAGUGACCAGUGGGGUGGCAGAGGGCAGCGAUCAACUCCCGGGCUCGGAGGACGUUACUGAUGAGUCGAUUUAUGUGAGUGAACCCGGGCCAGUAAAGGAAGAGGGGAAGGGAGAAGAAUUGCUGAUCAUUACACAUGAGAUUGAAACCAUUCAUCAUGAUGAAACCGGUAAACUUGUGCGAGACUACAUUCCCACCCCUCCUGCGCUUCUUGAGCUGGAGACAGAUGCUCCCUACGUCAGUUUGUCUCCUAACCUGAUACCAGAGGGAGACCUGAGUCCUGUUGGUGACGACAGAGAAGGUCCUAGAUUGGACACUGUUCAGAUUACCCCAACCGCUAAUAUUAUAUUCACUACAAUUCCGGCUGCAAAGGAGGCGCCUGAUGUUAGACUCCCCAUCACAACACUCUCCGCCAUAACAGACCAGCCACCCACAAAGCCAACAGUGAUGCUUCAUGAAGACGAAGAAGAAAAUGCUCUUCCAGAGGAAGAAGAGGAGGUACAUUUGGGUGUCUCUAAAACCCACGAUGCUGGUGAUAUUUCAGAAACAAAGGAUGUUUCAGAGUUGGAAAAUGAAAAGGGCCUGCUCAAACCAGAAAGUGGGUUGGCAGUUGAACCUGAUGAAGAAUCGCUCAAAGUUUUGCAGGCAACUGUUGAAGUUUCAGAGACAGUUGAAGGAAUAUCUGAAGUUUCAGAGUCAGCCAAAGAAGUAUCUGAUGUUUCAGAGACAGUCAAAGAAUCAUCUGAAGUUUCAGAGACAGUCAAAGAAGUAUCUGAUGUUUCAGAGACAGUCAAAGAAUCAUCUGAAGUUUCAGAGACAGUCAAAGAAUCAGCUGAAGUUUCAGAGACAGUCGAAGAAUCAGCUGAUGUGUUUAAACUAAAAGAAGUAGUAGCUGAAAUUUCCAAGGUAGAUGAACUUCAAGAACCUGACAAACUAGGAGCAACUGUUGCAGACCCUGAUGAAAAAGUAGCUGAAGUAUCAGUUGAAAAAGAAGUACAUGGGGUUUCUGAACCAGAAAAAGAAGUGCCUGAAGUUUUAGAGCCAGACCAAGAAGUAGCUGAGGUUUCCAAACCACACAGAGAAGUGCCUGAAGUUUCAAAGUUAGAAAAAGAAGUAUAUGAGGUCUUUGAAAGGGAUAAUGAAGUGCCUGAAGUUUCAGAGCCAGUAAAAGAGGUAACUGUAGUCUCAGAGCCAGGUCAUGAAGUAGCCGAGGCCUCAAAACCAAAUCAAGAAGUAUCUGGGCCUUUGGAGCCAGAUCAAGAAGUACUUGCGCCUUCAGAGCCAGGUCAAGAAAUACCUGCGCCUUCAGAGCCAGGUCAAGAAAUACCUGCGCCUUCAGAGCCAGGACAAGAAGUACCUGCGCCUUCAGAGCCAGGUCAAGAAAUACCUGCGCCUUCUGAGCCAGGUCAAGAAGUACCUGCACUUUCUGCCAGGUCAAGAAGUACCUGCGCGCUUCUGAGCCAGGUCAAGAAGUACCUGCGCCUUCUGAGCCAGGUCAAGAAGUACCUGCGCCUUCUGAGCCAGGUCAAGAAGUACCUGCGCCUUCUGAGCCAGGUCAAGAAGUACCUGCGCCUUCUGAGCCAGGUCAAGAAGUACCUGCGCCUUCUGAGCCAGGUCAAGAAGUACCUGCACUUUCGGAGCCAGGUCAAGAAGUACCUGCGCCUUCUGAGCCAGGUCAAGAAGUACCUGAGCCUUUCGGAGCCAGGUCAAGAAGUACCUGCACCUUUCGGAGCCAGGUCAAGAAGUACCUGCCCUUCAGAGCCAGGUCAAGAAGUACCUGAAGUUUCUGAAGUAGAUAAUGAAGUGCCUGAAGUUUCAGAGCCAGUCAAAGAGGUAGCUGAAACCUCAGAGCCAGGUCACAAAGUAGCUGAAAAUGCAAAACCAGACACAAAAGUGCCUGAAGGCUCAGAGCCAGGUCAAGACGUACCUGUAGACUCAGAGCCAGGGGAAGAGUUUAUAGUAGAAUCUCAAGAAGUUGCUGUUUCAGAGCCAGAAGAAGUAAUUGCAGAAGUAAUUACUACUCUAGGUAUUGAAGAGAAGGACCUUGAAGUUUCAGAGCCCAAGGCAGAAGCAGAAGAAAGCACCGUCAAAGAUCUGACAGAAGAAGCACUGCAUGAACAGCCCAGUGUUUUACAACCAGAAGAGGAAAAAGCAAAAAUUACAGAAGAGAUUAAAAAAAUGGACGAAAAUGUAAUUCCAAAUUUGCAGCCUGAGCCAAAUGUGGGGGGUGUUAAAGAACCAGAGGAAGAGUCACAACUCACAGGUGUAGAAGAUGUUUCAGAACCAAAAGGAGAGGUGGUUGAUGCCACAGAAUCAGAAAAACUAGUGCCAGAGGCCUCUGAACCUGAAGCAAAAGUAAUUGAGGAAAAGCCAGCAGAUGUGAAACCAGCAGAAGAAGAGGUUUCUGAGGGUCCAGCACGAGAUGAUAAAGAUGUCGAAAGAAAGGAGGAAGAGGUUUUGCGGGUAGAAAAAGUUAAACCUCCAGCAGAAGAAACUGCAGAACCAGAAACUGCACCGACAAGGGAAACCCAAGUGCCCAAAGUAACAGAAAUGGCACCUGUGGAAGUUGGGACUGCAGAAUCAGAAAAGGAGCAAGAAGAAGUACCAGAACCGACUGAGUCGGUGGUAGAGAUGAAAAAGGUACCAUACGAACCAUUACCUGGGAAAGAAUCAGAAGUACUGGAUGUAACUGAGGUCCCACUACCACAAUCUGAAGAAGUCGUGGAACAAGUGAAGGUUGCUGAAAGCCCAAAACCAAAAGAAGCUUCUCAACCAGUCAAAGGCAAAGCUGACAGUUUACCACCAGAGGAAAAGCUACCAGAAGUCUCAGAGUCAGAAUCUAAAGAAGAGGUAAUAGAGGAAGUCCAACAAUCAGAAGGGGAGCAUCUUCAUGGCCUAGAAUCGGAUCCAGGUGAGGGGGUAGUAGAGAUGUUAGAACCAGAACCUAAAAUAGAUGCUACUGAGCCACCUGCCGAAUCAAUUAAAAUCCUGCCCUCCUUGGAUGGUGUGGACAACCUUCCUUUUGGAGAGGAUGCUGUUCAGGUCAUUGAAGAUAAAAACCUCCUGUAUCCUGUCAGAACUGACUAUCAUCACCCAGCAGAGGAGCAUAAUUUACCCGUCAUACCAGUCCAGCCUUCCAGCGAAGAUGUAGGCGAACCUGACCAUGACUAUCCCAUCAUUGAUCAUUUUUACAACGAGGAGGAUGUAGAGAGUGUAGACGUUCAGGUGGAGCAUGAAGUCAAUUCCACCACAAUGACAGAAACGACAAAAGGCAAUUCACACUUGGAGACGAUCUCUCAUAUCACAGUGGCAGCUGCAGACACGACAGGCACAUCAGAAGCCACUAAAGAGUUGCCAGAGGAGACACAAAAAAGUAAUUUAUCCCCAGAAACAGACAUCAGUGUGACAGCACCACCAGCUUCAGACUCACUGCCUACACCUCCGGCAGCUUCUGUUGAUGUUUCUGAAGUGUUUUUACCCGUCCCAACAAUUGACUCUGGACUCUUUGAGGUAGCAGAGGAAUCUGAAGUCCCCAUUGUUACUGAGUCUCCUGAGGGUGAUAGCGCUGAGCCGGAGGUGGAGUCAGAGCAAAGCGAGCCAGCUGUCGUCAUUAUUGAUGAAGACUUGGGAGGCUACAUAAAAAAAGAAGGCGGAAGCCCCACCACCCCGCCGGAUGCUACCGAAGACAUGGUGAAAGAAGCUGUGCAGGACCUGGCUGUGGAGCUGGAUCAAACCAGCGUGGUGGCCACAGACCCAAAUGAGCUCCUGGAAAAGGGAGAAGAGGGGAGCGGCUUCCUGUCUGUGCAGGAGGAACACAGGACCAUUGUCACCACGGCCACACCUCCACUGAGAUACCUAACCACUCCCACCAUGACCAUGGCCAGCCACGGCCGGGAGCUGGUGGUGUUCUUCAGCCUGCGCGUCACCAACAUGGACUUCUCUGAGGACCUCUUCAACAAGACUUCACCUGAGUACAGGUCCCUGGAGAACACCUUCUUAGACGUGCUGCUGCCGUUCCUGCAGGCCAACCUGACGGGCUUCAAAAAACUGGAGAUCCUCAACUUCAGGAAGGGCAGCGUGGUCGUCAACAGCAAGAUGAAGUUCACCAAGUCAGUGCCGUACAACAUCACCGAGGCGGUCCACUGCAUCCUGGAGGAGUUUUGCACCGCUGCCGCCAAGAAGCUGCACAUCCAGAUUGACACCCACUCUCUGGACAUCGAACCAGCUGAUCAGGCCGAUCCCUGCAAGUUCCAGGCCUGCGGUGAGUUUUCUCGCUGCGUGGUGAACGCCUGGACGAAGGAGGCGGAGUGUCAGUGCCAGUUGGGCUUCGUGUCAGUGGACGGCCUGCCCUGCCAGAGCCUGUGUGUCCUCCAGCCGAACUACUGCCAAGGAGGAGAGUGCCGCAUAGUUCCCGGAUACGGAGCCGUGUGCAGACACAAAGACGGCUAUUCCCUCCCAGCCCUUUCCAGUUAAGAGAAUAUAAAGGAUCGGACGGCACAUGAGAACACCACCACAGGAACUCGGACUCAUCGCGGCCUCAUUCAGUCACUCGGUUUAAAUUCAAGUUGAUGCAGAGCUGAGGAGGUUUCGGGACAAAUCGCUGGCUUCUACACUCCCCAGCGCUCUGAGCUUCAUACCAGAGGACAAUCAGCCAUCGGGGAAAACAAACGUUUAGGCCAUUUUAAAAAUGUCAGAAAGCUGUCGUCUGCAGCUGACGAUGAAGAGGAGCUCAGGGCACGACCACAGCAUUGAUCGGGUUGAUAUCGAUAGACCCUGGACUGCUUUUAUAUAUGUCUGCUGACUCUAUAUGUCUAUAGGCUGUGUGUCACAUGAUUAGGAAGUAAUCUGAUGGUUCCCCCAGAUGUUAAUGCAAUUUACAAAAAAAAAAAAAAAAAAAAGGUCUCCAGUGGUGGGUAGCAAUUUGUUUCAUACCAGCAUAAUUUUAUGAUGUUCAGAUAAUAUUUUCUAGAUAAAUAAUAGAGAUGUUCUUUAACUUCCUAUUGUACACCUGAACCUUAUACGUAUAUCGAGUGAAGAUGCAGUAGUGAUAAAAAAAAAGUUAUUACUUUUCUAUCAAGUUUGAUUCAAAGGACAUUUGGAUGCUUAAUGAGGUUAAAAUAUCCAGUAUUUAUUCUUUCUCUCAUCCCUUAUUAGAUUUAUUAUGCCCCAUAUUUAAUUUUUGUAAUGUUUUAUGGUCUCGUCUUAAUCCCAAGGUUGGGAAUCUAGAGCUUUAAACUAUGGCUAGCUGUGGUGCAGUGCUGAGCUAAUGCUGAUUGCUCAAGACUCCGCGUUAGUAAAACGUGUAUGCAUUGGCCAACCUUGAUGUUAACACCUGGAUCCUUUAAGAUGUAGCCACAGGGUUUUUCUUGGAUGUUACUGCAGAAAUUAAGCUGUGGGAAUACUUCCAUGUUUUUUUGCAAGAUGAUUUACACUUUAAUGAAACACUAACAAACUGUUGACAAACUGUUGUAGAAUUACGGAGUUCCUGUAUUUGCUGUGAAAAUGUUGAGGAUGACCAUCACACCUUCUCUGGCACAUGUAGUGGCUUCAAAAUCCAGGAGUUUGGGUGAUUACAGAAUAGUUGUAUCUAUUUUAUGAUGUAGAACAAAACAUGAAAUCAGGUGACCCAUCAAUGGUUAAGGUUUGAUUUUGCUUCAGCCCUGUUAAAUAAGCAGAUCGUUUAGAAAUGAAAAGCUAUUAUCUUUUAAAUGUGUUGUCACAAACUGAACAUUACACUCACUAUGUGCUAGCUGCUAGUAUUAAACAUUAAAUCUACAGUUACAACAAAACCUAAAUAAAAAUCCACCCACUUCCUUGACCUAACCCUUCUAUAACAAAACCACAGUUAACCAAAGACAUUUUUUUCAGGUGUCAAAAACUAAACCUUUAACAAGACCCAAAGAGUUUUUCAUGUAACACUAUGUAUGUGAUUGUGUUUUCGGCAUGGUAGUCAUAAAUCAAACACAGUACUUAGUGUUUGUUUCUUGUUUGCAGUUUUUGGUUGUGACUGUAAUGCUAACUGCUAAAAUUUAAAACUUUCUAGUCUUCUAACAAUACAUUUAACAGUGACAGAAACAAUUCAACACAGCUAAACAUAAAACAAUACCACAAGCCAUUUAGCAUAAAGGCCCAAUAAAAAUAUGGUGCUUUUAGCUAGUUAACAACUUUGGCAUGAGUUUGUGGUUCCAUCUUUUUUGCUACCUAGCUAACAUGGCGACUACUUAAAAGUAUUGAGUAUUCUCAACAUUUGGACUGUUUUAAUUUCACUAUCCCUAUUAUGAUACUGACCACUACUGUUACUAUGAUUGGUCGCUGACAACAAUUUGACAGCAAAAGUGUAAAGUACACAAUUUGAGAUGCAGUGCAGUUGUCUACAGCUACAAUAACUGAUCAAAGGUGGCACCAUUAGUGGGUGGCUGAAUGCUAACAUAGUGCCCGCUUUAUUGAAUACGUUUCUAACAUUUGCAUGCUAGCAUACUAACAUUUUACAGCAGAGCUGGGAGAGAAUUAAUUUGAUCAGGUGGUGGCGCUAGAGGAACUGUCAGAGGAUAACCAACGUUUUUAUUGUUCAUCCAUGAUAGUACAUAUAGCUCUCAAAGUUCUAAAUAUAUGCAACAUGGAUUCAUGGAUUUAUCCUUUGUGUACAUGCAUUAACUAUCCUUAAUGUAAUAUUAGCUCUUACAUGCUCUGACAGACACCGUGAACUAGAAACGUUUACCGUGUAACUCUUGGUGUUAUCUAAUUGUUCCCUACAUUGUUUGUGAUAUUUCUGUAAUUUUUAUUUACAUUCUGCUGCUAUUACACAGGAAGUCAAGCAAUACGCAAAACCCCCCUAAAGUUCAUUGAGGGGAUUAAUUUGAACUCAAGUACCGCAUACCAUCAAAGGUGCGACUUGCACACCUGUGAAAUGUACAUUUGAGUCAGUUUAGAGGCUUAGAAGUGGAUGUAGUUGCCAUAAACUUAAACUGCACUGCAAAGAGUUAGUAAAUUGAGCUAGCUGAAAACCAUGUUGCAGCAACAAAGAUAGUAAUAUAUCCUUUGGAUUAGGAUUAUUUGUCAUUGUUUGGUUAGAAAGCAUGGAUGAACUUUUAGUUAUUAGACAGUUAAACAGGACGCCAGUUAUAAACUUUCUCUUUACUAAUUUUAUAACACAUCCCAGUUCUGAUUUGUUAAAACAAAACGUUUUGCGUGAUGCAUUUACAUAUGUUAGUCUAUAUUAUGGUGCAAAUUUGCACCAACAUGAACUGGAAGUGGUCAGUUUACGUGAACGAAACUGUCAAAUCUGAUGUUGUUUCAGGGCAGCUGGAGCUAUACAGUUCAAAUUCACUUUUACACAGAGACGAGAAAAAAAAGUUAAGAGCUUGGAGUAAAUGAAGUUGUCAUAGACUUUCCUUU
Messenger RNA from Haplochromis burtoni (Burton's mouthbrooder), 8938 nucleotides. Its product is annotated as titin. The record is from RefSeq and is a predicted model, not a curated record. NCBI's taxonomy places the organism in Eukaryota, Metazoa, Chordata, Actinopteri, Cichliformes, Cichlidae. Gene Ontology annotation, biological process: visual perception.